AUGAAGGCAGUGUAUUGGACAUUCCUGCUCCUCUCAGUCAGUACAGCUUCACUGGCAGACGAGAGGUCUAUGAGAAGUAAGAGAAGUGUAGUUAACCUUGCUGGCGUCAUCAAAUGCACCACAGACAGGCUGGCCAUAUCCUAUGUGGGUUAUGGAUGCUAUUGUGGGCUCGGAGGUAAAGGCUGGCCCAUAGACAACACAGACUGGUGUUGCCACGAGCACGACUGCUGCUACCAAAAUGUGGUAGCUGCAGGCUGCAAGACACUGACUAACAACUAUCGUUGGACUUGCAAAAACCACCAGGUUAUCUGUGAUUCCAUCAAUGACCGAUGUGACAAAAUGCUCUGCAAGUGUGACAGCGAACUUGCCCAGUGUAUAAGAAAAGCCCCUUACAACUCAAAGUAUGCCUUGUGGCCAAAUGAUCGAUGUGGCUCUAAAUAUCCUACCUGCAAAAAGUAA
Messenger RNA from Clarias gariepinus (North African catfish), 459 nucleotides. RefSeq names its product phospholipase A2-like. Gene Ontology annotation, biological process: phospholipid metabolic process; lipid catabolic process; arachidonate secretion. The coding region runs from base 1 to 459 and encodes 152 amino acids. The record is from RefSeq and is a predicted model, not a curated record. The transcript has 4 exons. Lineage: Eukaryota; Metazoa; Chordata; Actinopteri; Siluriformes; Clariidae. Gene Ontology annotation, molecular function: phospholipid binding; calcium ion binding.